Messenger RNA from Branchiostoma belcheri (Belcher's lancelet), 379 nucleotides. RefSeq lists its product as uncharacterized. The transcript has 5 exons. NCBI's taxonomy places the organism in Eukaryota, Metazoa, Chordata, Leptocardii, Amphioxiformes, Branchiostomatidae. The annotation marks the transcript as partial. The record is from RefSeq and is a predicted model, not a curated record.
GUGCCACACCCAUACGGCAGCCUGAGCCUUAUUGGCGAUCACGUGCGGACGCCGCGGCAAAAAUACCCAACCCUAUGUACGCCUCCAAUGCAGGCACCACACCCAUGCAGCAGCCUCAGUCACUGCGAUCACGUGCUGACGCCGCUGCCAAAAUGAUCAAUCCUAUCUACGCUUCUGGUUCAGCCGACCCACCCAUGGACCAGCCCCAGACUGAUAACCAGGCACGUGCGAACGACGAUGAAAAUGCACCCGAGGUCACGUACGCCACCAUACCAGACGACGCACCCAUGGACCAACCCCAGGCACGUGCGAACGACGAUGAAAACACACCCGACGCCACCAUACCAGACGGCGCGUAUCCGGGUGGAGCGAGCGGCUG